Messenger RNA from Ruditapes philippinarum (Manila clam), 1716 nucleotides. RefSeq lists its product as uncharacterized. The transcript is spliced from 2 exons. Gene Ontology annotation, molecular function: cysteine-type endopeptidase activity. Gene Ontology annotation, biological process: proteolysis. Lineage: Eukaryota; Metazoa; Mollusca; Bivalvia; Venerida; Veneridae. The record is from RefSeq and is a predicted model, not a curated record. The coding region runs from base 99 to 965 and encodes 288 amino acids.
AAGUUGACCGAAAAGUUGCGAUUGACAAACAAGGAAAGUAACUUUUUGUUAUUUUUCAGUGUAUAUAUAUUGAUAUCUAAGAUAACGAGAUACCUAAAAUGGACUUGAGGUACCCUAUUAAUAAAUAUGGGAAGAUUCUCGUUUGGAUUUGCUCUCAGACGAGUCCACUUGGUUUUAAUGAUCUUUCAGCGGAAGAGAAAAAGGGAAGUAAGAUACUGAUGACAGAAGAAGCCACUGGUUGCAAACGAGACAUUGAUUUGAAACAAAUCAGAAAUUUUUUCGACAAGGAAGGGAACUUUGAUACACAAAUUGAAGUUAAACAGCAAAUAAGAGCAUCAUUUGAAGAGUUCAAAUCUGAGUUGAAAAAACUAGACAAAGAACAGCCAAAACCCAAACGUGAGCUGGAAAACCUAGGCGAAGAAGCGCCGCUUGAGUACCAAUGUUUUGUUUUUGUCUUUUUGACAUACAGUAAGCCUCAACAUGUAGGGGAAUACAGUGAAGAGUUGCUGCAUUUCGACCACAGAUCUAUGGCAGAAGGGCUUGUCCCACAGGCAAAAAUCAUCGAUGAAGUGAAAAAUCUAGAUGUAACAAAAGGGAAGCCAAAAAUCUUUCUUAUCCAAGCGGAUGAUUUAAGUCUUCUUAAAGAUAAGGUGACAUAUUUAGCCAUACCGGAUUAUGAGACACCAAAAGUCAUUAAAAUACCAACAGAUGCUGAUCAGCUCAUCAUAAAAUCCACUAUUCCUCAGAGAAUUGCCAACAAACAUGAUGCUGCUACACCAUCGUUUUUGAUUCAAGCAUUUUUGGAAGCAAUGAAAAAUAAAAAAGAAAAGGAAGAUCUUUUCACGUUGACGACAACUAUUAACAGACACGUUGCACGCCGUAUUACUGAAUCUAAAGACAAGAGGGCAGCUGAUAUGCAUGUUCCUUUGGUUACAUCUACACUCACAAAAUUAUUGUUUCUAUAAGCUAAUACUGCCCCUGAAGAUAUUAGACGGCAAGUUUACAAAGCUGGCUGACUAAAUUCAAGCAAACAUUUGUUUUGAAAUACCGUUGUUCGGGAGCGAAUCAACUUGUUAGCUUCUUUGAGUUUAUCAGAACAAUUCACAUGAAGAAAUUCAUGAAUAAUUGACAUCAACUAAGUACCAUAACUCUGUGGGGUAAAAAGAUAACUUUAUUUCUUUCACAGAUGAAUUAAACAAUAGUUUACUCCAUCAUCUGUCCAUUUUGUCUCUUCAAACCUCCUUAUUGUUUUUUUUUAUCCGUACAUAUACAUUUGUCAUUUUUGCAUUAAUUAUUUCCGUAAAAAUUCUCACUAUUUUUCACAAUGUUUCCUAGGGGUUAUUUUGUUAUCAGAAAUAUACAUGUACAGGUUAUAUAUAAUAGGCUUAUUCAAUAUUAAACGUUUCAUCAAUAUAUAAACUAGAGAUGUAAUAAAUUUUAAACAGAAACAAUUUUUCAGUAAAUUUGUAAUAAAUUUUAAACAGAACUUUUUCAGUACAGUUUUAUAACUUAUAACAAGCAAAUCACUUGAUUUGAGCUUCUUUGUAAUGUAUGUUAGGAUUUAACUGGGAUUGAAGCAUGUUUGUGCACAAAUUAACAAACUCUUAGAUUUCUGUUAGAUCAGAAUUAAUCAUUACUUAAAUUUCAACUCUGAUUUAUUAGGUAACACUGAUUAUGAGAUAUAAUAAUUAAUAAAAGAGUGUUCGAUUCGAGAAA